This is a messenger RNA of Prorocentrum cordatum, 1083 nucleotides long. NCBI's taxonomy places the organism in Eukaryota, Dinophyceae, Prorocentrales, Prorocentraceae. The record is from the annotation of a GenBank genome assembly.
AUGAAGAUUGGAUCUUGGAAUACCGCUGCCCUCCUCGCCGCUGUUCGCACUAAAAGUAUGAAGGCUGCCCCGCGCUUUGCGAAGUUUCUGAAGCUCGCGAACCAACUCUCGGUCUUUUGUACCCAGGAAACCCACGGACAGAUUGCGGAUAUAAACGAGCUUCGGCGAGAACUUCGGCACUUUGAGAUUGGCCACUCUCUGUUCCCUGACUCUGCUGCUACUGGUGGUGUUAUCACGUGCAUCCAGCCUGCGUUUGCGAAGCUCUUCUCUACUAUUUCUCACUCCAGCGUGGAUAUGGUCUCGGACCACAUCCCGAUUGUCGUCACGAUCAGCACCUUCCGACCUCAGGACGACGAGUCCCUCUGGCCCGAGCUGCUUAACUUUGUACCGAAGUUGCCAGAGGUCCCUGAGGAGAUGGAGGAAGAGGCUCUGGCUGGCCUGGUGCCGCCGACGAGCGCCGGCGCCGCGCCGGAGCGGCCGGCCCUGCGCGCCGGCACCGCGCCGGAGCGGGUGGCCCUGCAGGUGCCUCACUGGGAGGGCGUGCUUCCAGACAACAUCGUCGACCAGCAGCUCCCGAUGGUGCGAAACCCGCACUACGGCCUGCACGUGAUCGCCCUGGGGAGGAACGGGUCUUUGUUCCACAAGUACCAGACAGGGGCCGCCAACACGUCGGACCCCAUGGCCCAGGUGCCCAUGACGGAGUGGCUGUGUCUCACGCCGGCCGUGCGCAAGAACACCUCUGGAGCCGAUCUUACCCCUCGUGUUCGGCAACAGCCCGGCAGUGGCGUUGAACGCGGAUGGCCGUAUCGAGCUCUUCGAUACCAGGCCGACUCCCUCGACCUGUGGCAGAUGUACCAGACAGACGCGAAGGACCCUGGACCCGCUUGCGUGGAGCAGGCCCCGCGCGCCCUACUGCGACCCCUCCCUGCCGGACUGCCAGGCGUGCCUGGCGGCGGCGGAGUGCAAGGCAAACUUCUGGAGCGACGGGUACACGUGGACCACGAGCCAGCAGGCGCUCUGGCUGAACCCGGACGACCAGAAGCUAAGGCUGACGUGGCGCAACUUCGACGGCCAUAUGUAUGA